Molecule: messenger RNA, 8380 nt
Organism: Hylaeus volcanicus
Lineage: Eukaryota; Metazoa; Arthropoda; Insecta; Hymenoptera; Colletidae
Exons: 2
Coding region: 568-2043 (491 amino acids)
Biological process (GO): regulation of mitotic nuclear division; negative regulation of meiotic nuclear division
Cellular component (GO): nucleus
Molecular function (GO): protein binding
Source: RefSeq, a predicted model, not a curated record
UGCCCGCGCACGCAUGUUCCCUUCGGACAAGAGUCCUUGUCUAGUAAUCCUUGAUAUCGCGAAUAUCAAUAUUUUCAGAUCUUGUGAUUUCGUUGAUCGAGUAACAUUAAACGUUUUACACGAAAUGUCACACGGGGAUAACAGUGACAAGUGAAAGACGAAGGAAUACCGUUGAUUUGUCUUCGGUUCGGUCAAAAAGAGCGGCGUUUGUUUACUAAGUGCGGAGGGGUGGUGGAAGUUCCACGUUCGGUCGAGGAUUCACGAGCAGAUGCUCUCCGCGAGGCAGUUUCCCGCGCGACGCACGUGAGCGUGCCGAGUGGGGCGAUACACGCUGGAAGCAUGGACAAAACUCGUGUAAACUCUUCAAGACAGAUGUGAUGCGUAGAAAGUGGUCGAGACGUCAACGUCGAGAAAACGUGCGCGAAAUAUUUCUCGGAUUUAUUUGAACUUGGUGAACUGGAAGAAAGGAAAAUAACUAUGCGCGUUACCGGGACGCGUUCGAUCGAGUGUAAGAAGAUGUAGUUCGAGACCUGGUGUUUGUCAACGAAUUCUACGCGGGAAAACAGCAUGGAGAUGGACGAAAUGGAAAGUAUGGGUAUCGGCAACACGCCUCACAGAACAAUAAACGCGAGCAAUCGUAGUUCUCAUGACAGUGGAGAUAGCGGUUACUUUGCUCUUACUCCCCAUUCUGGCGUGUACACGCCGGUGGUUUCAGGAUGCAGAUCUAGGGUGUCUUGUAUUUCUUCGAAAAGGCAUCACAGGCUCAGAGUGGAUCCUCUGCAGUCGGAACGGGGUCAGAGGCAUCGAAUGAAAUUGAAUCACCUGUUACACGCAUCAGAUUCCGGUUAUUUAACAUCUGAAACUCUGGAAACCGGGAGUUUGCUCGAGGAUCAGACAAGCUUGAAUGGCAAUCAUCAGUCGCUCGAGCAUUCGAGCGCCGAAUUGAUCGAUCAAAGCACGGAGUGUCGAGAAUAUGAUCUUCGGACUAGAACGCGUCGAAAUUGGAGGACGACUGUUCCCAUCACGCCAGCUUCGACGAAUUUGCAACUUCUUUCACCGCCACCGUCGCCGGCAGUGCCUUCUUCUUCGUUUGUAGCCUCCGAACCUAUCGAGGACGAUGUAGAAAUGAAGCUAGUCAUCGCGCCACAGAGUACACCCGAGGUAGCUAAUUCGCCUAGGCGCAGAACACCGCUUCCGCCGCCUCCACGUUUCGUGGUUUCGCCAAGCUGUCGAAAAAAAGCUAGUCCUGCGAUCACUUCAGCAGACAACCGUAAGUUAAGUCAGCUCUCUAUCACGGAUCUUGCUACCAUCGCAGAGAUCAAGCCGAAAAGGCUGGACUUUAAUCAAAAUGCCAAGUCCAUUAACUAUUAUCGUACCAGAGCCCACCCAGAUUACACCGGUAGAGAAACCGUAGACAUAUUGGCUCUUCUCGGAGAUAAGAGUAACCAUUGGAGGAUAGUCUCCAAAAUAUUCUCCUACCUCGGACCUCAAGAUCUGUGUUCUGUCAGCAUGGUGUCCAAAACUUGGAGGAGGCUUUGUAAUAACGACUUCAGAGCCAAUACAAGAAGACUGACCCACGUUAUACUCAGACAGAAUGCUAAAGAGAAUUUGAAAUUAAUCAAAAAGUCAAAAAUGGAAGGAGAUCUUCAGUCCAGUCCUAGGAGCAGAUACGCUAGAAAGGGGUUCUUGUUAGAGGUGCAGAAUCUUCUUCAAGAACCAAGGAACCAACGGCAGCCCACCAGUCCGCCUGUUUCUCCUAGUAAAGUGAAAUUUCACUCCUUUGUCAAGGCUAGUCGUACACUCGCACCUUGGGAGUAUUUGUUGUCCUGUCCGAACUGCUCAUUCCCAUGUCACGUGGAUCACGAGAAGAACGUGGGAACAUGUUCAAGACAAGGUUGCCUGAUGGAAUUUUGCACCUCGUGUUCGUCGAGGCCGCACACCGGCCCUUGUAGGACGCCCCUGUUAGCCACGCCGACCAAGAGGAAUAACAAACGCGCAGUCAUUGGCUCCAGACAGAGCAAACGAAACCUCAGGAGAUUAUAAAUAAGCAUUCGCGUUUAGAAGCAUCUAUCUAUGAACAAAUUCUAUCAAAGAAAAAAGGUUCUCCUCGGCAUUAUAACCUUUUUAUUAAUUUAUACGUCGUCAAACGCGGUUUCAUUUCAGUAGAUGAGGGUUCAUAGUGGUUCAGAAUUGGAAUGAAUAAUCUAAACAACUAAAGUGUGACAGUACUAGAGGGUAAUUUACUAAAGUAAUCUACUAAGGCUAAUUUAAAUGUACCGGCAAAUUUAUUAGGUUGUCAUUCCACCAUGAUUAAAUACCACGGUGCUAUUGCCAACAAUCCUACAAAAUUGUGUCGAGUCAAAUGUUGACAUUUUUUUGCUCUCUUCAUAGCUCAGUUACGUCACUGCUCGAGUCGUGUUUAUUUUGAAAUUCGUUUCGAUUCUGAACUGCUCGCGAUACGUACACGUUCGCUCAAGCAUGUAAAUAGAAGAGUUUCACGCGAAAAUCACGUCGAAGCCUCGGUUAUCGGUUCGUACUAGUUCGCUAGUUCAAGUAAAAUAUCGCACAGUAUGAAAAAAAAGAAAUAUUCGCACGUUUUGUGACAAAAUUCCUUAUCUAUAUUUUUGGUAACAGCUAUUUUUGCGACAAAUACCUGUUUUCGAUAUCUGCGAUAAACAAAAUUCUACGUUGCAAAUCGAAUGGUUCUCUUAAGAGUCGUAAAUUUGUCGCAAAAUGGGACGCGCGAACCCAGUGGUAGCGCUUUUACGCACUCUUUUUAAAUUCCAUAAUAGCUAGUCGUAAUGUAACCGGGUUUUGACGUGUUCUCCCUGGGUCUACAUGUUUGAACACUUUAACUAUUAAAGAUCCAUUCGGAAAGGUUUAUUUACCGUCUACAGACAUUAAUUUCCGCAUAUAGUUACUAGCUAUACCAGAAGCACCGUUUUUAAAUAAUGUGCGCUAUAAGUAGACAACCAACGACAUAGGAUAUUAUUAAAACGGAUUAAAAAACCUAUAAACAGGUUCCCGGUAGAUAAAGUGUUAAGACAAAGGGAGAUGGCCGAAGAUCGUCGAUUAAAAGCACGGCCAAGAAACAAAGGGAGAAAGAGAGAAUAUGAGAAACCAUAAAGGUCGACUCGUAAAACCUUUAAGGGGUAUAUGGGCCCGACACUUCGCGUCGACCACUUUUUACUUGCUCGAAGCCAUCGUGCAUCGCGGACUAAUGAAGCCAGCACAGGAAAGACGGUUACUAUAUCGGGUGGAUCACGCCAUUGAAAUUGAUACAGUUUCGUUAUAUUGAUUUCAACGAAAACUUGAUUAUGAUUAAUGUUCCGUAAUUUCUAUAGGUGCGAUAUAUAAUUCAAAUUUUAUGUUACCAAUAUUCUUUCACGCUACGUUUUCGAGAUUAUUGAUUUUGGAGAUAUUUGGAGCAACCGGGUAUUUGAUCUAUAAAUCUCAACCUUCUAGAAUUCAUUAUAGAAAUAAACAUAGAAUCAUCUUUUCUCCGAUUAUACCACCCAUUACGGAACACCAUGUAUAUAAACGAAGACGUCGCAACCCUUCUUACCGGCUGACCUCCUUUAUCGCGUAAAGAUCGUCUCGUGCAACGAUAACUGUCCAACAAAAUGCUCUCUUCACGGCGAAACGAUUCAUCGAGCUUUUACUUUUUCUCGACGAGUAUGCCGGUUAGGUUUUCUCCCGCGACGGCCGUUUCAUUCCGCGAAUUGAUUUCGCGAAUUGAUUUUCACUCGUUGACUUUUAAUCCUGACCGAUAAUCGUCCCGAAUCGCGAUAAAAACAGCGACCGAUGGGAUCAGUCGACAAUUAACUUUGAAUUCUAAAUGCUGACUAAUAUGUCGUUAACCCCCUAUAACUCGGUGUACUUUCAAAUUUAUUCCAUUUUACCAUUUUAAACGUAUUUGCUUGUCGCAAAAUUUUCACAUGUUGAUUAAUAACUGUUUUAACGUUUUAAACGUUUACGCUUGUUACAAAAUUACCAGAGUAGUCAUUUGAUGGCAAAGCAAAUAAAGAAACAGCAUCCCUGUUACGAGCGAAACUUUUAUUCGAGUAAUGGAAACACGGUGUAACGAUUUAACUGCUAAUUGAAGAAUCGGUUAAUUCGUUCAACGUGGGAUACAGUUUCAUUUUACGAUUCAGAUAAAACAAAUAACGAAUCGAAUCGAAUCGUUCGGUUCGAUGAAAAUUUUUCACCGUCUUUGCAACAGCCUGAUGCAUGCAAUUUAAUCAUCCCCGUCUCACCUCAUUGUUCGUAGAAUCGCAGAGACAGACGUCAUUCUCUUUUUCUCUCUUUGCGUCCUCUCGAGAUGACGUUAUAUUCUCUCUUGGAACGGAACAAAGAAAAUGUUUCGCUUGGCGUGUGUGUACGUAUUGCUCCUAGUCUCAUAAAAUACGAGAUCAAAAAAGAGGAUUGCCGUGACUCGUAAGAGGGUCGCUCUAAAAGUAUUAUCGAAGUAUGUAUAGCCGUACGGAAUAAUAAGGAUAGAAAGAAGCGAGUGUGCGAGGGCAAAACGCCGCACAGUGCUAGAAAGUUAGAGGGUAGAAGUAUCGGGAGACGGAACGAGCGGUAAUGACGAAAAUUUUCUCAUGGAAAGAAAAAUCUCUCAACAACUUCUUACACUCACUGCGAACUCGUAACUGAUUCUUGGAAACUUUUUCACUUCGUACUUGGACGAUCCAGUCCGAUAUUACCAGAAAAAGUCGAUUGAUCCUUAACUACAGUUCCGAUCUGGCUGUCAGAAAACAAUUAUCCAUCUAAUCCAAGCAACGUCGAUGUAAACUAAAAAUAGUAUUUAUGAUUCGCUUCAACAAUUAAAAUUGUUAAUAUUGUUCAAUCAUUCCCGAAGAAUAUAAAUACUAUGUGGUUGUAACGUUAAUUAAUAAUUGAAGAGUUCAAAAAACGCUAUGGAAUAAUAGUGUAAUACAAUUGUCUCUCAUUUAAAGAAUAAUAAUACUUCAUCGAAGUCACAAUGUAUGUGACCAUAAAAUAAACUAGUUUCAUCUGUACAGUAAAUUUUCCCAAUUGCGGUUAAGGAUCAUCAAACAUCGACCACCGUUAAACAAACGUACAAAGUAUUAACUUCAGUAUUAAUCGAACGUAUUUCGCGUUCCAAAGUAUCCGAGAAACAUAUCGAAGCGUUACCAAAAAAUAUUCAAUCAACUUCGAUAAUAAUCGUGGAAAAUGUUGAACGUUUCUUUCCGGAAAGAUAUUUUCGCCGAUAUUGCGCUCAUUCUCGAGUUCUCGGGAUUCUUAACCGGUACAAAAAAGAAGAAAAAGAAAAGAGAAGAAUACACUUUUGUGCCAUUGUGUAAUUUACGCCAUAAGAAUUGCCAUAACAUAUUUUGUUUUAAUGUUCUAGGGAAGAGAAGAGGAAGAGAUUCGAAUCGUUGCAACUCAAAAGACAACGAUGCUUCUUUUUCUUUUCUUUGGUCGUUCUCCCUCGGGAGGCAUAUUUUAUUUUUUACAUUGUUUUUAGCAACUAGUGUGCCACACGUCGACUCUGUACACGUUACUUUUACAGUUUCGGCGAAAUGGGAGUUUCAUUUAGUUUUUUUUUUUUUUUUAUCUCUCGUUCGAACGUUAUUUUUGUACCGGUGUAUGCUGGAUCGCAAAAGACUGCAUGUAAAUAACCAGCGCAUAGUAAUAUAUUUUAUAUGUGGUUGGAAUUUUGUGAUCAAUAUUCUUUUUCCGAGACUCUAAUAGUUCUCGUAAUAACACCGUGUUUGCUUGCGAUACAAGAAAAAGGCUUAGAUAUUGAUCACGAAAUGUCCAUUUUGUAAUGAAAGAAGUUUAAAGCUUAUUGAUGCGUCUCUCUAAGCGAAAAUCCAAAUAUUUUCUAUGAAAUGUCGUGAAAAGUUCCAGGUUUUGUUACUUCCCACACUUUUCAGUCACUGUUUUACUAUGUCUCGUCUACGUAAAUGUCUUGUAUUUAUUACAACGCUUUGUUUGAAAUUUAUAUUGUGAACAUGAAACAUUUUUAUUAACGGACCGGAAACUAUUUUUGUCGUAACAAUAAUUCUAUGUAGCGAUUCGUUUUAGGAAACUACUGUUUGCCAAUGCAUCAGGAAAUAUUUUUAAAAAAGAUAUACUAUCUUUUCGCAGUGAAAAAUAGAUUUUAAAUACACUUUAAAAAUGUCAAUUUCAUUAUUCGGUGUAUGGAGAAAUUUGAGAUCUGGUAAGCGGGUAGAAUAUACAUAUACCUGUAUUUUGAUAUGAAUAUUUAUAUUAAAAUAUAAAUAUUCCCAAUGGUUCACAGGAUAAAUUAUAAACAACGUACGUUGUCCACGUUUUAACGCAAAGACAGAAAAAUUAUUUAUUCACACUUUUAUUAUAAUUUAUUUAGUAAUAACCAGCAUGACAAUAAAAAUUCGUAUCACAUCCCUUUCUAAGAAGCACUCGAAAAAAUUAUCUCAGAACAGCGUGGGCCCAACUAGAGCAUACCACGACAUUUCUGUGAUAUGGGACAAUAUCAUUCCAGUGUACGUAGUGUUUUAAAUAAUCGUUAGACGAUCAUUACGCUCAAAGACUUAAUCAAAAGAUCGAUCACGUUGUACAUGUUCGUUAGGUAUCUUUUUUUAGGUCAACCGAUGGAAAUUCGAUUUUAACUGUUACUAUAGUAUUACAUAUUUUCAAAAAUUUAACCCGCAGGGGAAAAAGAUGUCCAGCAGAGUUGCGUGAAUUGUUUUUACUCGUCGAGGUCAAAUAUUCCUGUGAGCGUGAACGUUUUAAUAAUUCCGAAUAAAUCGUUUGCUACUCGAUGACGCAGUUCUGCUGGGUAAUAGUUUUUUAUUUUAGUAUCGCGCGAUAGUGUAAGAUUAAAUUAAGGUUAGCAGUUAAGCGAUUGGCCAUCGUGUAUCGUUAAUACCAGAAGAAUAACGUGCCUUAUAUAAAAUAGUACGUAUAUUUUAGAUAUCUGACUUUUUGAGAGGAUCGACACGAGGUGAGUAAUAACUUCGUGUAGAAUGGUACAAAAAUGCAGAAAAGUCUUGAAGAAACUAUUGAAAUACUCACGAAAUUCGAUGCUGAGAUUACGUGGAAAUGCAAAUGUAAAGAUAUGACAUUCUGUGGAAUUCAAAUGAAACAUGGUUGCGUGGAAGAGAAAUGCGAUAACUUUAGACGUUUUCUGAUCCAUCGUGGCACGAAGUUAUGAAUGGUAAAGCCCCGUUUCGAUCGUUCUGCUGAGAGUAACGAAGCAUUCGCUUUCUUAUUUACCAACUUAUAUUUUAAUACACGCGUGCAAGAUGACAAGUAUUUUCCGUCUGUUCAGGAACGAGUGUAUUUGUUUAGGGUCAGUCCUGUCGAGUGGUUCAGUCGUUACCAGGAUCCAAAUUACUUACAGUGCCAGCUUUUGUAAUACGUUUUUUUUUUUUGUUUAGAAAAAGACAGAAAGAUAUUAAUAUUUCGUCUAAAUAUGUUGGUUCGGAGGAGUAGCAUAAAGAGAUAGACGAAGGAAAAAUACUAAAUCAUAUUCGUUACAAGAUUAACAUUUUAGUAUGUUUUUUUUUUUUUUAUAUAUAUAUAUAUAUUAUUGUAAUGAUAUAUUGAAAAUUUAUAACAACGAUAAAGCGAAAGAAAAUGUUAACCACGCAUUAAAUUCAUAAAUUCAAUAAUAGAGAAUGGAAUCCAUAGGUGUAAUUCAUUUGCAAGUAAUUCAAUCCAAGUAAAAUUAAAAAGUAAACAAAUUAUUAAUAAAUCGUUAUACAAAUUUGUAUUUUAUGCAAAAUUGACAAGGGUAGAGCUUCAAGACAAAUACAUUAUUUAUGAAACUCAAUUUUCUGACUUUUAUGUUUCAUUCUAAAUGGUUGUAAGUAAUUUAUUUCAUCACUUUUAACUUGUUAUAUAUUUUCAAUCGCGGUUUUGAAUACUCAGGAGAUACUCUGGCAGGAACCACAUACGUUUUGUAGAAUAAGCUAUUUUAGUGGAAAGUAAAUCCUUAAUAUCGAGAAGGUUGAUACCAAAUAAAAGAGUAAUUAAUGCAAUAAAUUAAGAGGUUUGUAUUUUUUUAGCGUACAUGAGUAUCUUAGUAGCUAGUAAGCGUUCUCCUUUAUUCCUUAUUUUAUAGUUACGAUUUUUCAAAGGUCUACUAAUUCGAGAAUGCUCAGUAUUCUCCACCUUGUGCGCUCUCUCUCUCUCUCUCUCUCUCUCUCUCUCUCUCUCUCUCUCUCUAUCUAUCUAUCUAUCUUCUGUAUUAUUUUAGUUUUAUUAAGUUUCGAAUGCGUUGAGUAAGUUAAAUUAUGUUUGGUAUUAUUGUUCGAAUGGAAAAUAAUUAUUAGUAUAUCUGCGUCAAUUUUAACGAAAUUUUGUAAGCCCUGUUGGGGCAGGUUCCUGUACUUUGUCAAUUGAAAUAUACGUAACUAAGUAUUUA